AUGCUUUUUUAUCUCUGCUUAUUAUUUUACUUAGUCAGCGGUUUACACUCUGUUAAGAUUCCAAAAACAGGAUCACCUCCAAAAGCAAGAAAAUACUCAUCUGCAACUUAUGAUUCCCAUGGAAAUCGAAUGAUAAUAUUUGCUGGCUCAUCAGACCAAAGGGAGUAUUAUAAUGAUAUUUGAAGCUUUAAUUUCGAUACUUUGGAAUGGUCAGAACUAAACCCAUCAACUCCUACAUCUCCAUCUCCUCGCGUGAGCCCUGCUAUUUUCUACGACGAAAAUGAAAAUCGAAUUAUUGUAUUUGGAGGAAAAACUUAUUUAGGAAUUGCUUCAGAAAUUUGGAGUUUCAAUUUAGAUUUUUUUAUCGUAAAAUUAAUUUAGUGAGAACAAUUAUCUUUUAGCGGCUCAAAAUUUUAUCCAACUACGUUUGCUGCUUCUUGCUCACUUAUAUGGAAUAAUAAAAAAUAUCAUUCAAUAUUUGGAGGAGAAACGACAGAUUCUGUUUAUAAUCGACUUUAUUUGUAAAUAACAUUCAGGCUUGAUCUUCAAAAUACAAGUAUUUCAUUAAUGCCUAAUAAUGGAAAUUCUCCAAAUCUAAUGCAGUGUGAGAUGGCAUGCGAAAAGGAUUCUAUUUAUGUGUGGGGCGGUAUAAGCGCAAACUUUGUUUAUAAUACAAACUUAUACGCUUAUAAUUUAACGUCCCAAUGGUGAACUAAGGUUGAUAUCAGCGGAAAUGUGCCUCUUGGACGAAUAUUUCACAGUGUAAAAAUUUACUCUGGCUUCUUUUAUGUCUUGCCUGGAUUCAAUUAUAACACUGAUGGAGAUCAGGUGAACAUUUGAAGAAUAAACUUAACAAGCGUAAACAACUGAGAAUCUGUAGCUUUCACUAAUUCUUCAACAUCUGGACGAAGCUCAGCAGCAAGCAUUUUUGUUAAUUCAAGCUUAUAUCAAUUCAGUGGAUCAACAGUAACAAAUGACUUGAUUUUGAUGGAUCUCUCUUUGCCAGUCCCGUAUUUUGAAACCAUUUCUAGCCAAUGAACAUCUCCUCCUCCAAGAAUGAGAUUCUCAAUGGUUUCGAUUGAAAGCUAUUUAAUUGUUUUCGGGGGGAUGGGAGGAAACGAUGAAUUGUAAUUUUCAAUUAGAUUGAACGACUUAUGAAUUUUCGAUAUUGAAAAAGAGCUCUGAAGUUCUCUUGAAACCGCUGUUGUGCCUUCUGCAAGAUCAGGACAGGCCACAGCUCAGAGUGCCUUUGGGAUGACUGUCUUUGGAGGAGAAGAUAGCACUGGUUUGCUUAAUGACAUGUAUAUUUUUUCAUUUAAGUCGCAAAGAUGAAGCCUUAUCCCAAGCACUGAUAAUAAUGUUCCAAGUCCCAGAAAAGGUGCUUGCAUGUAUGUUAUCGAUCGUUAUGCAGUUCUGUUCGGGGGAAUUUCCAAUAGCGGCUAUGUAAAUGAUAUAUGGCGCUUUGAUAUAUACGAUUUAUCUUGGACUGAUCUAUCUCCUUAUGAUAGUUCGGUACCCGCUAUGGCAUGGCAUCAGUGCCUCAUAAAAUAUGAUGGUGCAUCAUUUAAUUACUAUGCUUUCUUUGGACAAAUUGCAGGAGCAUUUCCAAAUAAGUCAAUUUACGGUUUCAAUUUAGACACUAAAUCUUGAGCACUUUUUAAAGAUUUCAAAGCAAAUGAAUUUGGGUUGGCUCCUAGUGAAGCAACAGUAGCUGUGCUUCCUGACUACAUGGUGAUAAUUGGUGGUGAAUUUAGUGAUUUUUAUGUGUCUUCCUCAAUCUCUACAUUAUCUAUAAAAAAUUUCACAAUUUUAUCAGUAGAGUAUAUGGAUAUUCCCUUAUUUUCUCACCAAUCUGCUUAUUUUGCUGACAAAUUAUAUAUUUUUGGAGGAAGUCUUUCUAUUAAUACUCUCCUUGCUGGAAAAUUGACAUCAGGAACACUAUUUAAAAUGUCGUUUGAAAACUCCCUAAUUCGCUACCCAUGCAGCAAAGGUUCUUAUCUUAAUAAUUCUCAAUGCUUAAUAUGCCAGCCUGGAAGCUACUCAGAAGAAUUUGAUUCCACUGAGUGCACAAAAUGCCCAAAGGGAACGUUUUUAGACGAUUCUGGAGGUCAAGCCGCUUCCCUUUGCAUUCCUUGCAGAUAUGGAAGCUACUCAGACGAACUUGGCACUGAGUUGUGUAAAAACUGCCCUGCUGGAAUGCAGUGCGAUGUAGGGAGUACAGAGCCUAUGGAGCAAAUGUAUUUGCCUUCAGAGUUUUCGAAUCAGCCAAAACAAUAUGAAGGAGAUGUGAGAGUGGUAAAUUAUUGGUCUUUGAUACUUGAGAUCAUUAUAUCUGUGCUAAUUUUUUUGAUAGUUUUUCUAGCCUUCUUUAGCAAAAAAUUUUGAGAUUGAGUUGCUAGGGUUGAUAUAUUUGAUACUCAGCAUAAUAAAGAUAACGAACCAAUGAUAAAGAGAAAAACGUCUGUUGGAGGACUAUUUUCACUAAUGGCUUUGCUAUGAGCUGGAUUUUUGGUCGUUUUGACAACUUUACAAAUAUUUUAUGAUAAUAUUACCGAAACAAAGGCCCUUAUUCCUUAUCUAUUCUUAGCGCAAGAAGCUGGAAAACUUUCUGCAGAUAUAAAAGUUGUGGUGAGCUUAUAUAAUUAUGGUGGAAAUUGUACUGUAAAUGACAGUUGCGCGAAUGGAAUCAGCUUAUCUUGGACGGAUACAGCUCAUGAUGACGUUACUUUGAAUUGCUAUUUCACCGAUAAAGUUUGCUAUGUGUUUUCUGAAUGCAAAUCAUGCGUUUUAUCAUCAAGUUCAAGUCUAACCCUCAGUUUAUAUGAAACUAACAGCUAUGCAAGCUAUUUUUCAGUGAACGUUACUUCAGAUUCUUCAAUACCUGGCGAGUCUAGCUCUUAUGCAACUUACAUACAUCCUCCUGAAGGUACUAUUUUUAUUGGACCUCAGGCUACAUCUGUGGAUUUUAUAAUGACUCCUUGUGUAAUUUUUAUAUAGUUAUUCCUUGCUCAGUCUUCAGAUAAAAACAACCAAACAGGAAAUUUGGUGUCUUUUGAUAAAUAUGUGCUUGGGUCAACUGGAACAGUAGAGUCAAUGACAUAUAAUAGGUAUUUUGAAAUUCUCGUCAAUUUCAAUGUAGAUAUAUCUGGAUUGCUAAUAGUAAGAACACUCAACAUGGAUUUUCUUCUAUUUUGAAGCAGCGUUUUUGGAUCAGUUGGAGGAAUAAUUGAGGUUGCGGGACAUUUUAUGGAGCACUUUGAAGAGGGAUACAAUGAUAGAAAGGAAAAAAAGCAGCUUAAGGAGGAAAGGGAAAAAAGAAUUUAUGAAGUUGAAAAAUUUAAAUCGAUUUUUCAUAGUUUUGCCGAUAUCAAAGGGCAAUCCAAGCAAUCAACAUUUGAUCUUGAAAAUGCGUCGGAAGCAGACCCGUUUUAA
Messenger RNA from Blepharisma stoltei, 3432 nucleotides. Lineage: Eukaryota; Ciliophora; Heterotrichea; Heterotrichida; Blepharismidae. The record is from the annotation of a GenBank genome assembly.